Messenger RNA from Bipolaris oryzae ATCC 44560, 3678 nucleotides. RefSeq lists its product as uncharacterized. The transcript has a single exon. Lineage: Eukaryota; Fungi; Ascomycota; Dothideomycetes; Pleosporales; Pleosporaceae. The coding region runs from base 1 to 3678 and encodes 1225 amino acids. The record is from RefSeq and is a predicted model, not a curated record.
AUGCUUUCCCGUGCCAGCAGCGACAUUGAAGCUCGUCUCCGCCGCUCCAAGUCCGCCUCGACCGUCCAUAAGCGUCCCAACUCCACGGUUGAGCCCACAGAUAUGGAGGCCGUCAGGCAGCAGGCAGUAGCAGCUGCUACAGCAGCAUAUGUACGGGCACAUGCCCAAGAUGUGACCGGACGUACCACCAGACCGAGCUCUAAUCUAGUGAGAUCCAAGAGCAACGCCAGCCGCAAAUCUUUCACAUCCCAAGGCAACCAUUUUCCCCCUCGUGGUUCCAGCUUUCGAUCGAUGCAAGCACCAAAAGUCGAACAGAGUAGAGGCAGUCGGCUCCAGUCACAAACGUUGAUAUCAACUGCAGAGCAGGCCAAGGGACAACCUCCAAUUUUGUAUUCAACACCAACUAUCGGCGGAUCAGCGUCGGUACCACGACAGUUCCCAGCGCAGCCUUCAAGGACUUCUAGUGAGAAAGCCAGACCUAGCUCUCAACAGAAAACGUUUCGCCCAAGCACUGCGUCCUCGAUGACCUCGCAACAGAUCCGAAAGGCACGCUCCAUGUACUAUGCAAGCAUUGUCCAGACAGGAUCGCCAAUAGGAAGGCCACCAGCGGAGUACUUGAACACACCCGCAUCGGCCAAUGAAACUUCGGUUUCAGAGCCUCCGUCUUCGCGUCCACAAGCACGAGCGCUCCGGAGUUCACCCCUAGCAGAGCCGCGCAUACCCGUCACUGUCGCGCCUGGCGUGACCCUUGACGAGGCGCGGGACGAAUACCUACAUGAAUUUCAACAAAAGUCGGUUAAACACAAGCCAUCUAUAUUCCUAGCACCUUUCAAGAAGAGACAAGAGAAAAGCAACGAUAGUGCGAAGAGCACAUCAGAAACGCGUGCUCUCUCCCGGUCGAAGGAGCACACAGCAGAUGAACCAACGAAUAACAACACCCUUAGUGAUUUCCUGCCACCGCAAGAACCAAAAGAGAAACGUUCCUUUUCUGGCUCAUUAAAGCAUAGAAUUAGGAAAGUUUUCAGAAGGACGUCAGGUAAGCGGAAUGAUCUUCCUGUGCAACAGAUCGAAGCCAGCCGCGACUACUUUGAUGUUUCCCACUUCAGCCCUCCCAGCGCUGGGAAUACAAACUCCAUACCAUGCCCAGACGAAGCAAUACUACAGCGCGUGCGUGGUCGUACUUCCUCGCUUGACAGCGCUCGUCCUAAUCUCCUCCAAUCUGGGAAUCGAAGCGACAGUACUGGCAGUGGGCGCAGUGCCCAUAGUCUGCACAGCGAAGUCAAUGCUCCGCAGGUUCCAUCUUCCCGAGUGACGAGCUGGGGAACAACUUCAACUGGCGAUACACCAAUGCAACGUACCAUCAAACGCAUGACGGUCAUUCAUGAAUCCAAGGACAGCGUUGGGAGUGAGGUAGAACGCGCCAAUUCCUCGAUAGCGUCGAGGAAAUCAUUGCCUCUUCCACCACUUUCGUCCUUUCGCGAGCCCAUGCCCAUGGAAACUCUUACAGAAGAGAAUUCAACUCACAUUGACCCGAAACGGGUCUUUUCUGCUCUGAUGAGAGAGAUUGGUUCAACUAAAUCGUCUCAUGAAUCGUCAAUACCCACUAGGCAGAUAUCAGGUGCGGAGAGCGAUGCACUUGAAUUGAAUACUGCGAAGCACCAAUCUCAGACACGGAACCUGCAUUCUUCUGGAAGCUGCAGUGUUCGUCCAACCAUCGAUAUUGAUGGGCGACCGCAGUCUCGACGAUCUACAUUGGCUCACAGCGUCCGGAGCAAAACUAGCACACUCAAAUCACUUGGAAGAGCGAUAAGAUCGACCAUCCGUGCCGUGACACCUGUUGGAAACAAUCCUUUGCCCGGGGCUGAAGACAAAAAUCUUGAACGAAACGUGGAACACAUUCGCAAGAAUGAUGUCACACUUCAAUCGAUCACUAUUCCCCAAUGCGAAGAUAGCCAAGAGCGUGACGAUGCCGCGGAAUGGCCUCAUGGUAUCAACACAUUCAUCCCAUCUGCCUCACUGAUCGAGAGGCGCGUGGAGAAAACCAGAGACCGCUGGAUAGCCCAACUUGGAGAGGCUGGAAAUUUUCAAUUUCCACGUGAGACGGAUAAGACUUACGAUGUUACAACGGCUGUUGUCCAACCUCAUAAAACUCCAGAUGCCAGCACUGAGCAUAUUGAGAAAGCAGAAGAUCGUAACCACGCUAUCGUCAACCAAAGUCCUCAACAGCCACAAAUAACUCCGAAAGCCAUCGCCUCACCACAGCCAAAGAUCAUCAUGACACCAAUGUCUCCUAGCAUCUAUUCUCGAAAUACAGAUGGUAUCAGCAUCAAUCAGAACGACAGCAUCAUGUCUUUUGACGGGCCCGGCCAACUAGGGCAGUCCCAGAACGCUGGCUCAGCUGUCAUUUCUACGUCUCAGUCUGUGAGAAGCUAUGUGGUAGGAACUCCAUCACCACAACGUCAAGCGGCAGCCCACACGAGCCGCGACUGGAAGGCUUGGUUGUCACAUGAAAUUUCGGGCAUGGAGUUGAGUAGUCAAGAGGAUCUCUCUAUCAUCGGACAAUAUAACACAUUAUCGAAAGACGAAUCUCCGGACUUUACUCAUACACAAAACAACGAUGUGAACGAAUUCACAUCGAAUACACAUACGAAUGAUCGCAUGUCUCUUAAACUUGAAAACCCAAACAUAUCGCUCCGAGCCAAUGUGGGCGAUGAUAUUGGUGGGGGUACUACAAAUCAUCAAGACUACGAUGGUUUGCCCAAAACUUCAAAUUUCGAUGAUCCCCGGAACAUUUUUGACAUGGGAAUCACCACAAACAGUCAAGUGAACCAAAACCCACUAUUUCAACCAGCCUCUGUAGUAACGAAGCCGCACCCAGUUCCAACGUCUGAGAGUCAUGCAUUGUCUCCCGCGGAUUUUGAGAUGCCUAGGCAGUUUUCGAAAGAUAGUCACCUAACUGUUAUCGAUACUGGUCGAUGUUCCAGUAGUGAUAGCUUGGCUUCCAGAUGCUCGAAGUCGCCGACUGACAGUAUGACUGCACUCAAUUUUCCAAAGUCUUCAAAGUUUCCGCCUAGGCUCGCGUCUCGAUCUACCUUCCCUUUUCCAUGUUCAGAUGAUACAUUUGAACCAAUUUCGAUAACACCACUAAAGAUAAGACGCACACAGCUAAAGGCAAAGGAGAACUUGACACCGCAGACAUAUCGUCGCGAAAAAGAGACCACCCCUCCACCUAGACCAAAUAUGCAGCAAUCGCUAAGUCCAACAACAUUCAAUCGUAGCCCUCCAAAACUCGACCAGCAGAACACAAAAUCACCCGGAUCCGAUCUCAAUCAGUGGCAACCAAUCCCAACUUCACCACCACUCCGCCCGCGCAUCCGCGUCAUCGCGCGACCCAUCUCGCCCGAGAAACUCGCUCGCCGACCAAAAAGCGCAUUCGACCUGCGAUCACCAAACAACUUCGUCAGAAUUCCUGCCGUACACAUCACACCGCCCCCCGCCUCUCCCCCCAAACCCACUAGCCUCUUCGACGCCAACGUUACGAGAAGCGACACUCCAGGCCACCGCAUGGCGGAAAACUUCCUGCGACAACGCAACAGCACGACCGCACUGGGCGGUUGUGCGGGUAAGCAUAGGGGAGGCAUGGUAUUGGUGCGGGAAGAUACGCCGGCGUUUUUGUGA